Talaromyces stipitatus ATCC 10500 is the source of this 1146-nucleotide messenger RNA. Its product is annotated as C6 transcription factor, putative. Bases 1 to 1146 code for a protein of 381 amino acids. The transcript is spliced from 3 exons. The record is from RefSeq and is a predicted model, not a curated record. Lineage: Eukaryota; Fungi; Ascomycota; Eurotiomycetes; Eurotiales; Trichocomaceae. Gene Ontology annotation, biological process: regulation of DNA-templated transcription. Gene Ontology annotation, molecular function: zinc ion binding; DNA-binding transcription factor activity, RNA polymerase II-specific.
AUGUCUCGGCAACAGAAGAUUCUUUUCCCAAAAAUCAACUCUAGCAUUCCCGGCUAUCGGUAUCCAGAAUCGAUCAAUACUUUCAAUCGGCGAGGCGACGAGAAACCAACUCAUCGUGUGUUUCGUACCAAGAGGAAACAUGUACAGAGGGCCUGUGAGAGAUGUCGAGUCAAAAAGGCCAAGUGCGAUGGCAACCAGCCGUGUAGUAGGUGCGUGACUUACAACCAGGCGUGCAUUUUCCGCGACCGAAAGGCGACCCAAGAGAAAGUCUAUUCUCGAGGAUUCGUGGAGAUGCUCAUUUCCCAGCAUGCAGUGCAUAUUCAAGCACUGCGCGACUUAUACAAGCGUUGCGUGAGACGUGAAGGGUUUCCAGGCUCGCCCCUACAGGAAUCGAUCCAGGGGUACCCAGGCACGCAUGCAAUCCUGGACCGUCUAGGACUCAUCAAGCAUGCAGAAGAAGCCAUCGAAGACCCACAGAAAGUUCUCGCAGAUAUAGUCGAGUAUAUAAAACGUCUAGACCCAGCUUCUGACUGCUGCCUGGACUCUGUGGAAUCAACAACGGAUACAAGUGAGACCACUGUUUCGGAAGAGCUGUCACCAGAACCAAAUACACCCAGGGAGUCUCCUGACCUAUCUGUUCCGUCCAACGCUAGCACCUGGAAGACUGCAACGUCAGAAGAAGCCCGUUUAUGCCACGCGUAUGGCGAUUAUAAACCGAUGCACUCACAAUAUGCCGCCGACAUUCCCCUAGCAGGGAGCACAGACGAUGCCUGCGCUAUCAGAACCGAUGAUUUCACGGAAGUGUCUUGGAACUACUACCCAUCCCAAGUGCGAUACACACCCGCCGGUACAGAUACUGCCUCGUACACCAGAACAGAAUCAUUUGAAUCGUCGUGGCCAGAGAUAGCAGACCAUCCCUCUGCAACUUUCAUGCCAAUGACAUCGCGAGCAACCGCUUCAGAACCGUUGAUUUAUACGACUGAACAGUCAGAUUUUUCUCAUGGGUAUGCUUAUACGCAAGGGCAUGAGCAUUUGACUGGUCCCAUUCAACGUGAGCAUCAGCAUCAGCAUCAGCAUCAGCGACAGCUUCGGCAUUCGGUAGACUAUGGUCUUAUGAACACUGCAGAGCAUUAUGUUUACCUCUAG